Molecule: messenger RNA, 1713 nt
Organism: Seminavis robusta
Lineage: Eukaryota; Bacillariophyta; Bacillariophyceae; Naviculales; Naviculaceae
Source: the annotation of a GenBank genome assembly
AUGAGGCAACGCACAACAACCAGUACUAAUAGUAGCUCGACCACCACCAGCGUUGGUGGUAGGACCAAUCAAAACAACACGAAUUCUUGGUAUCUGGCUUCAGUUCCGCGUCAGGAAGACCCCAGCAGCAGCGAUGAGAGUGAUAUAGAAGAGAACAUUCAGGCGUCCCAACCUGAUGAAGGUGCUUUUGCUAACCUUGGCGGUGAGCAGCCUAUGGUUUGGUGUCAUCUCAUUUUCGACGAGUUUGCUCAACACACACGACAGUUUAUUCGAGAAUGGAGCUCCAACAAGAUUUGGUGGGCUCAAGGUUUAACCAUUGCUGUUGCCGCAUUGUUGACCUACUCGUACAACAAUUCGAAUCUCGGCGAUUCCAAUGACACGAAUGUUCAGAUUGCCGUUAUGACUCUCAUCACCCUGGUGGGUGCUUCUCCAUUUUGCCAGACGCACCUUACCGCAGCUGCUGUUGGCGCCUUUGUCGGCGGUCACAACAUUAUUGGAGCUACCGGCCUGGAGAGCGCCACUCCUACAUCACCACCAGACAUGGUAUCGUACUUGUGGCUCCUCUUGCUGGCGGGUGCAGUGACUGCCGUUUGGUGCUUUGUCAUGAACAAUCCAUGGCAUCGAAUCCUCGAUGGCUAUUCCGGACGGUUGGGAACGACCACUUUCAUAGGCAUGAAUCUCUCGCAACUAUUGGUCUUUGGCCCGGCAGGAGUCGUCGACUGGAACCGCUACUAUUUUGGCUUCAUCCAUCUCCUUCAUGUUGCUGAAGAAGCCGAUUCGACAUCAAAGUCAUUGGCAAGUGCCUGGAAGUGGACCGAAGAAGCCGAAUUGGCCAUUGGCUACAUUGUGGCAGUCGUUUGGUUGGCUGUUGUGGCUGGUGCCACGCGCAUCCUUCAUCAUCAGCACGUCCAACGAUGGCACAACAAUAACAACAACCAGCAACAACAGAACAACGGCAGCUUGACACCACCCAAACCCCUCAACAACGUUCUUGUACCGGUCUUAUGGGCUCUUUUUUGCAUGCUGUUGGUCAACAUGACACAGUACAAGCAUGCUCCUGGAUUAUACAAUGGAUUUGCUGUAGGAGCCUACGUCGGCAUGGCAUCGCUCCAAAAGAUACCAUCCGUUACUGUGUUUGCCAUGGUGGGACUCGUUGCAGCCGCUUGGGGGUUGACAUUGACUCCUUUUGUCGUCGGGUUUGCCGGCAAGGCAGGUUUCACAGCCAUGCUGGGACACGUCACGUACAGUUCCUUUGUUGCGCCCAUGAUCUCCAAGCUGUGGCAGCAACGUCAAGCACAGUUAUCAUCACUACCAGAACAGCAGCAACAGAACCAGCACUUCCCUGCUCCAUUGCAUACUCCUUCACCUCCGCUGCAACAGCAGCACAAUGCAAAGUCACAAGAGCCAGAACAGCCUACUACUGUGCCAAACAAAAAGCGACCCGAAUCUCACCACCAGCAGGAACCGCAGUCGCCUCCGUCCCUCCGCAAACAGGUCAAGCCCAAGAAGACGCAAGUCUACUAUACCAAGCAGCAAAGACGACAACAACAACGGCUUCAACACCUCCAACAGCAGCAGCAACAUCAACCAGAGCAGCAGCAACUACAGCAGACGCAACAGCAGCAACAUCGACCUCUUCUUCAUCACCGAGCUUGGUCCGCUUUGCCUGCACAGGGUGAUGGCACAUGGCAACAUCCUCAAAUUGACCAGUAG